Molecule: messenger RNA, 500 nt
Organism: Racocetra persica
Lineage: Eukaryota; Fungi; Glomeromycota; Glomeromycetes; Diversisporales; Gigasporaceae
Source: the annotation of a GenBank genome assembly
GAGGCGAUGCACUUUUGGAAAUUCUCCAACUUCUUAACCAUAUUGAACAUCCACUAGAAUUACGAGAAUUGUUGCCUCCUAAAAGCAAAGUCAGACAGAUAGCCUUUGGAAAAAGAAAAGGUCAAUGGAAAUUUAACCUGGAUAGUCAAUUCAGAAAGUUGGCGAAUUCCAUGACGAGCAAUAAUAUUACCAUGAAUAAUACCCAAUUUUAUCAACUAAACGACAAAAGAGAAAUAAAAUUUACCCACCCAGGAAUAAUUUUGAACAAAAAAAUACUAAAAGAGAGAAGAAUUAGUCAAAAAAAGUUAGCUACUGAAACUAAUAUCCCCCUACCACUGAUUAAAGAAAUUUGUCAAGGCAAAAGGGAUAUUGACCAAAAUCAAAAAGAAGACGACCUUUUUGAGGUAGUGGAAGCAAAAGAAUUAGAAAAAAACAAGUGCUGCCAAAUAACUUUACGAGUAGGUUAUAGAGAGUUAAAAGAAAUAUUUCCUAGCCAUUGA